Messenger RNA from Zea mays, 2374 nucleotides. Its product is annotated as Type I inositol polyphosphate 5-phosphatase 8. Gene Ontology annotation, biological process: phosphatidylinositol dephosphorylation. Gene Ontology annotation, molecular function: phosphatidylinositol-3,4,5-trisphosphate 5-phosphatase activity; inositol-polyphosphate 5-phosphatase activity; phosphatidylinositol-4,5-bisphosphate 5-phosphatase activity. The record is from RefSeq and is a predicted model, not a curated record. Bases 126 to 1697 code for a protein of 523 amino acids. Lineage: Eukaryota; Viridiplantae; Streptophyta; Magnoliopsida; Poales; Poaceae. The transcript has 6 exons.
ACGACUCGACGCCUUGGCUACUACGAGCGACCUCCUUCGUCCUUGGAUCCCAUGCAUCUCCGCCGCAGAGCGCGCGCCUCCUCCCUCCCUGCCGGCAUAGCUAGCAGCACGUACGGACCGAGGCCAUGCAUGGACGACAGUCGUCGUGGCCCAAGGCCAAGACGGCGGUGAAGAGAUGGCUGAACCUCAAGUCCCAUUCCGACUGCAUCGAUAGGAGCUUUGGGCUUGGGCUGGUGGAGAGCUCUGCUGACGGGUAUGGCGGCUCCCCGUCCCCGCCGGGGCCGACCUCGUCGCGGCGGCAUCCCAAGGAACUCAGCAUCUUCGUUGGGACAUGGAACGUUGGAGGGCGAGCGGCGCACGGAGGGCUGGAUCUCUCGGACUGGCUCGCUGACGACGGCCUUGGUGGUGGUUCCUCCUCUCCUCACAUCUACGUUCUCGGGUUCCAGGAGAUCGUGCCGCUGAACGCCGGGAACGUGCUCGGUGCCGAGGACAAGGGCCCGGCGCGCAAGUGGCUGGACCUCAUCCGACGAGCGCUGAACCACCAUCCAGCAGCGUCGCCGUCGAGCAGCAGCAGCAGAUGGCGCAGGUCUCCGUCGCGUGACAUGCACUUGCUCCGGAAAGGCGGCCGGGUGAGCUUCUCGGACCUGCUGGCGGCGGAGGAGGACGGCAGCCGCAGGCCGAGCACGGCGUCGUCGGAGCCGGACGACGGCAGCGAAGCGUCGAGCCCGUCGUCUAGCAGCGAGGAGGAGCCGGCGUGCGCGCCGGCGCCGGCCCCGCUGCCCCGCGGAGGACGACACCGCCACCACGACCGCUACCGCCUGGCGGCCAGCAAGCAGAUGGUGGGCAUCCUGCUGUGCGUCUGGGUCCGCGCCGACCUCCUCCCACGCGUCGCCCGCGUCAGGGCGUCGUGCGUCGGCAGGGGCGUCAUGGGCUACAUGGGCAACAAGGGCUCCGUGUCCGUCAGCCUCACGCUGCGCCCCGGCGUUGGCGGGGGACGGGGCGCGUCGCUGUGCUUCGUGUGCACGCAUCUCGCAUCCGGUGACAGGGACAGCGACGGCGCUAGGCGCAACGGCGACGUGGCGGAGAUCCUCAGGCGGACGAGGUUCGCGCGGUGGGCCACGCUGGACCGCGCCGCCUGCGAGACGAGGGCGGCGCCGGUGACCAUCUUGGAGCACGACAACGUGAUAUGGCUGGGCGACCUCAACUACCGGCUGGUGGCGCCGGCGGGCGGAGGAAGAGGAGGCACGCGGACGCAGGAGCUGGUGGAACGACACGAUUGGGCGGCGCUGCUGGAGCGGGACCAGCUGCGGGCGGAGCAGAAGGCUGGGCGCGUGUUCGCCGGGUGGGAGGAAGGCCGCAUCGGGUUCCCGCCCACGUACAAGUUCGUGGCCGGCUCCGACGCCUAUGCCAUGACGAGCCUCGUCGACGACGGCUCCCUGUCUCGGGAGAGGAAGAAGCGCACGCCGGCAUGGCGCGACGGCGUGCUGACGUGGCAGGUGCGACCGCAUCUUGUGGCGCGGCGAGGGGGUGGAGCAGCGGUGGUACGCGCGCGGCGAGUCGUGCUUCUCGGACCACCGCCCCGUCGCCGCGUUCUUCUUCGCGCGCCUGGGCGGCGGGGACUACGACGGAGCAGAGCGCGCGGUGGGGGCUGGCAGACGAGACGACGACGACUACGACAUUCUCCUUGGGAACUCUGAUCCAACGCGCAAGCUUUCUUUCUGAGGUUUGGGAACAAAAACAGCUGAUGGUAGCCUCGGCCUCGAUCGUGGGCCUGCUGCCUGCCUGUCUGCCUCCAAGUUCCAGUGGUAUCUAGAGAUGAUGGAGAUGAACUCUUGAACCUAUGGACGAAGAUGAUGGUCUACUAGCUAGGAGGAGGAGAAGAGAACGAGUUGCGAAGGGAGAAGAUGAGCUUUUCGUGCUCCGAUUCUGGUGGUAGCAAAACCUGGGCCACAACAUGGAAGGCCCAGCAGGCCCUCGUACCUUCUUUUUGGGCCGACCAAGAUGCAAGCCAGGGCAAUGGUCUGAAUGGAAGAAAGGAAGAGAACGUCGCAACUAAUGCUGCUGCACAUGGCCAGUUCAGCAAAAAGUUGGACCGUUUGCUUCAGAUUAAAGUCAAAUGUUUAGACUAUUGUAGCUAUAAUUUAUAAAGACAAAGAUAUUAUAAAAACAAUAGAAGCCGGUAUUGAUUAAAGCCAGUUUGGCACAAAAGACUGGGAUAAUAGAGUCCUCUCACAAGUUCCAAUUGGUAGGAAAUAAUUAAAACAACAUAAAAUUUCAUUUCCAUUCAUUCAUAUCUAGAUGCAAAGUUGCAAACCAUGAUAUGUCCUCGUUAAAUAUCACUCAGAAAUUGUAGACUUUAAAUAUUGUCGGUGUU